AUGGAAGUUAGAAAAUCAAAAGAGAAACAAUGUUUGGUUUGUUAUAAAUCAUCAAAUGGAAUGCAUUUUGGAGCAAUUACUUGUAGAGCAUGUGCUGCUUUUUUCAGGUAAAAAAAACAAUUGAAAUUAAUUUAAAUAAUUAUAUAUUUUCAGACGAACAAUUGUAUCAAAUUUUGAAUAUGAAUGUGGUAAAAGGAACAAUAAUUGUGAUGUUGAUGAAAAUGGAAAAUUUGCAUGUAGAUAUUGUCGAUAUAUAAAAUGUCAACAAAUUGGAAUGAAACCUGAUAGUAAGUGUAAUUAUUCGAACAAAAAAUAAUAAAAAAUAAAAUAAUAUUUAUAGCAUUAAAAUUAGAUUAUGAUCCAACAUUUUCAAUUAAAGGAUCAAUUGAUGAUUAUUCUGGUAAUGAAAUAUCAAAUACAAAUUCAUCAAUAUGUUCACCAAGUUAUUCAAAAUCUGAAGAAGAAAAUGGAGAAAAUAAUAGAUAUUUAUUCAAUUUUUCACCAAAACCAUCAAACAAACCAAUUGUGGAAAUUGAUUUUUUGGAUUUAUCAAAAAAUAUUGAAUAUUUAUUUGAUAACAGCCAAAAUGAAGAAAAUGAAAAAGAUGAGCUGAAAUUAUUAACAACUUCAAUUUUAGAUUUUCGAAAAAAUCAAAAAAAUAAAAUGAUUGAAAUUAAUCAAAUGGAAAUAUUUGAUAUGGUUAAAUUAUUGAAAAAUGAAAUAAUUUGGAAAUGGGCAAAAUGGAUGAAUUCAAGUAAUUUAUUCAAAACAAUUGGAAAACAACAAAAAAUGCAAUUAUUUCAAAAUUCAUGGAAUAUUUUACAUAUUUUUGAAAGAUUACAAAUAACAUCAAAAAAUGAAGAACUUUUGAAAUCAAAUGAAAUAUUAAUUUCUGAUAAUUUAUUAUGGAUUUGUGGAAAAUCAUAUUAUAAUAUAUCAAGUAUUUCGGAAAUUACUAAUCAAUAUUUUUCAAAGUAAGUUAUUUUUAAUAAUUAAUUAAUUAACUUAUAAUUUAUUAAUUUAUAGAUUAUUUGAUCCAUAUCUUCAAAGAUUUAUUGAUGAAAUUGGCAAAAAAUUAUAUGAAAUGAAAAUAGCUGAUGAAGAAUUAAUAUUUUGUUUGGUUCAAUUACAUAUUAGGAUAUGA
Messenger RNA from Caenorhabditis angaria, 1144 nucleotides. The record is from the annotation of a GenBank genome assembly. Lineage: Eukaryota; Metazoa; Nematoda; Chromadorea; Rhabditida; Rhabditidae.